Molecule: messenger RNA, 3105 nt
Organism: Amphimedon queenslandica
Lineage: Eukaryota; Metazoa; Porifera; Demospongiae; Haplosclerida; Niphatidae
Exons: 15
Coding region: 72-2960 (962 amino acids)
Biological process (GO): cell surface receptor protein tyrosine kinase signaling pathway; protein phosphorylation; positive regulation of kinase activity
Cellular component (GO): plasma membrane; signaling receptor complex
Molecular function (GO): ATP binding; transmembrane receptor protein tyrosine kinase activity
Source: RefSeq, a predicted model, not a curated record
CCUGUGGGCUCCCGUGGCUAUUGAUAUCAAGCUCCUACUGGUAGUACAGCUCUCAGUUGAUUGUGUCUAUCAUGAGGACUAGUCCUGUUCUGUGGUUCUCUCUAUUCUUUCUAUUAGGGAACGACCCUUUUGGUGCUGUGGCUAUUGACUGCUCUCGUUCUCUUCCUUCUCCAACUAAUAAUGGUGGUGGAUCAUUCACUGGUGGAGUACAAUUACUCAUUCCUUCAUGGACCUUCUCUUGUCCUGGAUUUAUUGAUGAUUGGUUUGCUCAUGUCACUGGUGAUACAUCAGUUACUGUUGGGAGUGGAAUUGAGUUUCAAGUAUUAAAACCAGAUCCUGUUAAGAGUAAUGCUUACAAUCUUAUAUAUGGCAAUAUGUAUGGAGAUGAUAUAGCUGGUGGCUUAAGUGCUGAUGGCAGCAGAAUAAGAUUUGAUGUAAAUAUUGGGUAUCUUCUUCCAGUACGUCCAGGCUAUAUAGUAGGAGUAUACAUUGAUCCAAAUGCAGUUAAUCAGUUAAGUCUGAUAUAUGACAACACAGCAGAAGAUAUUGAUAUUUAUUAUUGGGAGAAUCUAACAGGACGAAUGUGUGAUCUUUCUUUAUGUGAUGCCAAAGUGACAAGAGGAAGCCCAUUAAUUGGUUGGACAUUCAGAAAUGUUACCAGUGAUAAUGCUCUAUCAACUCAAGAGAAUACAAUACAAGCACUUAGAAUGAAUUUACAAUAUUGUAAUGAAACUGAAGCAUUGUCAUGUGUUCCACCUUCAGAAUCAGUAGAACCAACAAUGUCUUCUACUCUCAUGCCACCAUCAUUAUCAUCAGUCUUCCCUUCUCUUUUAAUGUCUACUACUCCAUCCUCUACACUCACAACUUCAUCUCUUCUUCUCUCUUUUGAUUUGUCUUCAUUUGCUACUCCUCCUCCUCCUUCCUCCAUCUCAAUAUCACUCGAAACUCAUCCCUCCUCUCCUUACUCUUCUCCCUCCCUCACUCCCCUGUCUCCCUCUUCUUCUCAUUCAGUGACAUCUUCAGCUACUCCUUCCUCCUCUUCAACUGAUGGCAGUGGAAGUGGAAAUGGUGGUGGUGGUAUAUUUGAAGAUCUCUCGAUUCAAGUUGUUGCAGUUCUUGGUGUAAUAGUGAUCCUACUGUUACUGGUCAUCAUACUCUCACUCAUAAUAUGUAUAUGCUGUCUCUGUAGAAGCAAGACCGGUAUUGAGGUAUCCGGCUCAGUUGAAAACCCUGGAUAUGAUGACCCUGGUACCAUAUCAACCAUAUCAAAGUCACAUUUAUUGAGCUCUUCCCCUCAAACCUCACUCCCCAGCAUCCCUGUUGCUAUGACGACCCACCACACCUACAUAGAGGAAUCCUUGAGAGACUCAAACAUUGUCGAUACUCGUUUCACAUCAGCCGGAGCUCAGGACUUGAAAAACUUGAGAGGAGGAGAGAAGAACGGGGGCAUACCCACCAAUCCACUACCAAUUGGUAAUGGAGGAUUCAUUAAUAAUGACUAUGAUGAUCCAGAGCCUUCUCAGUCCAUUGUAUCCCCUCAAAGUCAAAAUGGGCUAAGUCAUUAUUACUCGACACCUAAUGCUGGAGGAGAUGUUGAUCCCAUUUCACCUCCAGUUGGCCCUUAUUAUUCCCUGCCCCCAGCUGAGGCUGUCCCUAAUAUCAUUGAGAUAUAUGAUACACCUGAUUGUGACAGUGUGGUCCCUUCUAGCAAUGAUCCUGAAGUAACGGACAACUAUGACAAAAUAAUAAUUAAAGAUAAAAGUCCUCCUGGUGAGCCAGCCCCUUCAAACAAUGGUGAUCCUACCAUUUAUAAUUAUGUACCAACCUUAGAGCAACGGACUACUCUCCUCAACUGGCGUUAUGAAAUACCAGCUGAUCAAGAGUAUGACAAGUUAAAUUUCUUUGUACAGACUAAAGUGUUUUGGAAGCCUGCAGCAACCACAACUGGCCUCUAUGAGCAACUGGCAUCAAACAAAUAUAGGGAAAUAAACAGAAAGGAGAUAGCUAUCAGUAGCACAUUAGGUGAGGGUCAGUUUGGCUAUGUCAGUAAAGGCUUGUGGACUCACGCCAAUGAAAGACAUGACGUGGCUGUCAAGAUGUUAAAACCUGAUGCCACGGAUCAAGAUCGUGUGAAGCUUUUACAAGAAGCAGCCAUUAUGGGGCAGUUCACUCAUAAGAACAUUGUCAAGCUUCACGGGGUAGUCACUGUUGGAGAACCAGUAAUGAUGCUACUGGAGUUCAUGCCAAGGGGAGAGUUGAGAGCUUAUCUGAGGAGCAUCAAAUCAAAACUUUCGGCAAGCAACAUCACAAACAUGCCAAAACUCCUCCUGAGGUUUUGUAGGGACAUUUCCUCUGGGAUGGCCUAUCUUUCCCAGAAGUCGUUUGUACAUCGUGAUCUUGCUGCCAGGAAUGUCCUCCUCGCCUCUGACCUAACAUGCAAGAUUGGUGAUUUUGGCAUGGCAAGAGAUCUGAUGGAGGAUGAAAGCAAUUAUUAUAAAUCGAGUGGAGGAAUAAUCCCAUUGAAAUGGACUGCACCUGAAGCUUUAAAUUUUAAGAAGUAUACGUCAGCAAGUGACGUGUGGAGCUAUGGUAUGGUCUUAUAUGAGAUAUGGAGUCUCGGGCAUAAACCAUUCAAUGAUCUCUCGAACCCAAUCGUAAUUGCACUAGUGAACAGUAAACACUGUCAGGCUCCCCCUCCUGGUUGCUCCAGACGUGUCUAUCAACUGAUGGUCAAUUGCUGGAAUCCCGAGCAUACCCUUCGUCCUAAGUUUGAGAGCAUCAGUGAGUACCUCAAAGACUCUGAUGAGUCUCUACUCCAGUGGAGCAGGGAGGACCUGUCUGCUGGUAAGGACGUCAGUCGACUAGGAGCUCCUCUUGAAGUAUCAACUGAUCUUUAUGUUGACCUCCAAAGGACUUACCAGGCUGCAAUGCUGGAGCAGUCAAAUAAAAACUUCGCAUAAAAAUAUCUAUACUUACACCCAUCCUUGCUUUCUUUCUUUCUCUUUCUUGCCAUUUUCUCUCUCUCUCUCUCAUAUCAUGUAGCACUAGCAAAUUCGUACAUAUGUAUUUUUAUAAAUGUCACUGUUUCUAUUAAUUAUAACUUUA